GGUAUAUCCAACGUCCACUAGACCUUUCAAUCAACAACUGCACCGCCCUCUGUGCAGAAAUAAAACUAACGUCUUGCAGGAUUUGAUGACGUUAUUGCAGAAAAGUUCUCCAGUAUUUCUUCAGAAUUCUUUUAGUACUCUAGUGCUGUAGUCUUGUUGGUAGGUUUGUCUUUUCCUGUAAGUUGUAUUAAAUUUAGGUUAAAGUAUUACCUAUUAAAUGCUGAUUAAUUGAAGAAUAACUUUGUACAAAAAAUUCCAUAAAUGGCUUCUGCAAAGCGAUAUUUUAUCAAUUCGUUGUCUGACUAUAUUACCGGAGAGUCUGUGCGAAUUCAGCAUCAGCAAUUGAAACAGCAUUGUGUGGAUGUUGUAAAACACAUUUUUGCUAAACAAGGCAAUAGUUUCCGGGAUUGUGAUGGUGGUUUGUACGUUGGUGUAGCAGGUGUCUCAUACAUGUGCUAUUACCUCUCACAGCUUCAAAGCUUUAGUGAGGAGAAAAAAAUGUUUUUGAAAAAUGCAGAGGAAUAUUUAAGUACUGCAUUAGCCUAUGCGGAGCAGCCUAAAAUUCAAAGUGAUAAGUCAAUGCAAUUUGGAUUUCUUCUAGGAAAUGGAGGCGUAUAUACAGUUGCAGCUUUACUCUUCGAUGCUUUGGGAAAGAAAGAUCAUCGUGACAAAUUUAUACAACAAUACAUAACUCUUGCAGAUGUAGGAAUUCCAGUCAACUUUUUACGUUGUGGCUCGGAUGAAUUAUUUGUUGGAAGAGCUGGUUAUCUUUGCGGAGCUUUACUGUUGAACAAAAAAUUUAAAACACAGGUGGUGCCAUCCAGUAAAAUUGAAGCAGUAUGUGCUUCCAUUAUUCAGUCAGGACGAGAAUAUGCCAAAAGACAUCAAUCUCCUGCACCAUUAAUGUAUGCUUAUUACAAAACAGAGUAUUUAGGUGCAGCCCAUGGGCUAUCAGCCAUCCUCCAGAUGCUUCUUGGUUUCCCAGAAUACUUGACAGCUAAUCCUGAUGCUGAAAGAGAUGUACGACAAACUGUAGACUUUAUGUUAAGUCUACAGACUUCAAGUGGAAACUUUCCUUGUGCCAUGGAUGAGGUUGCUAUUCACCGUCCUGAACCAGAGGAAUUGGUUCAUUGGUGUCAUGGUGCUCCAGGUGUAGUUUACCUGAUGGCUAGAGCAUAUCGUGUCUGGCAUGAUGAGAAAUAUUUGAAUGCUUGUCUUCACUGUGGGGAGUGUGUAUGGAAGAAGGGCCUUCUGCGUAAAGGUCCUGGCAUUUGUCAUGGAGUAGCAGGAAGUGGUUAUGUAUUCCUACUUCUGUAUCGACUAACUGCUGAUCAUAAACAUCUCCAUCGUGCUCAGCAGUUUGCUAACUUCAUCUUUACAGAAGAGUUCUCAAAGGCCAGAACCCCUGAUUGUCCAUAUAGCCUUUAUGAAGGGCUUGCAGGCACUGCCUGCUUCCUCGCAGAUCUUCUCCAACCAGAUUCCUCCGAAUUUCCCUUUUUCGACAUUUUUUGAACUGUUUAAAUUUUCUUUUCUUUCUUCUGCUUUAGAAAUGUUUUUAUUUCUGCCUUAUUAACAAAUUUAAGUAGUAGAUAAAUACAGUGGAUUCUUAAUUUAUAACAAGUUUUGAUGUAAUUAUAACAAUUCAUGUGUACCUGUAAUAAUUCUCUUAAUAUCUAUACCAUUUGUGUACUGUAUUCAUUUUUCAUAUGUUACAAUUAAUUUUUACAUUCAACAAAAUAUCAAUACCAUGAUCUUGCAAUAGAUCUUUAGAUUAUAAAUAAAAACAAUUAACUUAACAAGUAUAUAGUUAUUUGCUAGCAGUGAAAGCUCUGUGGUGAAAAUGUAAUACUGUCCAACACUUGUUGGAAGUUCACCAGGUCAUUACCUCUGUCAAAAUUAACAGGAGUUAAAACAUUUUAUGCUUGCCAUUAAGAUGUUCUGUCUGAAAUCAUAAAGAAUCAUUAUACAGUUGCAAUAAAUUAAUUAUAUCGGACUGAUUUUCUUUUCAUAAUUAUUAAGAAGUUCGGUAUCUUACAUGAUGUGAAGGUUUUGUUGUAAUUUGUUUUCUUGAACAUUCUUGGAAAGUUGUAAAAAAAAUAGUUGUUUACCUGAAAAAACAACAACAUGAAUCUCCACAGUAGGUUUUUAAAUAUGAAUAGCAUGUGGCACCAUAUCUGUUGUUUAACUAUAUGUGUAUCUGUAUGUGUCACAAUGGUGAAAUUUUGCAUAAAAAUAUCAGGGUUUAUACUCUUUUUGUAUACUGAAAAAUUCAAGGGCUUUUAACCACCAAAGGCAUUUUCUAGAAUCUUUUUUUUCAAUUUUAUUUUGUCCAUCCUGUAUGAAUUUAAGCUAACAUUUUUCACUUUUAAUUCAUACAACCAUAUUUUUGAUAAAAAAAAUUUGCAUAAUUUAAUUACCAACUUCUGUAAAUGACAGCCUUUUUUCAGGUAACUUCUUCAAUGUUAGUGACCAUUUGUCCAAGUGAUGAAACUAAUAAGCUAAGUCAUUUAAACUUUCCAAAUGAAUAAACAAACUCUAGGUAUGAAAACUUUUUUUUAACUAGAAACUGAAACACUUAGCUAAAGUUAGUUAUUUUUCACUUCCUUCAACCUUUAAAAAUUUUUUAACAAUUUCUGCUUUACCAUAGCCGAUUUCCUCAAACUUUAAAAUUUCUUAAUCCUAGUUGUUAGGUUACUGGUUGCCUCAGUCAGGUGUGGAUCCAAAAAAAAUAAGUGUUUUGUGGCGAGCUAUCAAUGUAUCGACCUUAGAAUAUAUAAGUUUUGUUAGGUUGUUUGAAUUAAAUAAACCACAAAAUGCACCUUGCAAUAAACAAUUUAUUAUGUUGAAUAAAACACAAGUUUACUAUGCAUCUUAAAAUAUCAAAUGAAAUACAAAUGUAUUAAAAUCUAUGUACAUCAAACCAAAAACAUAAAUGUAUUAAAACCAAAAACACAAAUGUAUUAUGACAUUACAAGUAGGUAUAUUCAAGAUUACCGUUAUUUAGCAUCAUAAAUCCAUAACUGAUACUUAAAAGAAGUUAAACACAAAUAUAUUCUGAAAAACAUAUAAAUAAUAUAAUUCAAAUGAGACUUCUGUCUUUUCUACUACAGUUUUCCUUCAUCACUUUAGUGAGAUAUAGAAUAUUUGAUUUAUUAAGGUUAACAUUGUUCUGCAAUAAUCCGGCCAGUCUUUCUUGACCCAUCUUAGCUUGCAACUCAUCCAAGUUUUUAGCAUAUUAUUCAUGUUUGAGAAAGAUAUUUCAGGACAAUGCAGAAGAGUGGAUGAGAGAGAACAUUUUUUUUUCUGUUCUUCCACAAGUCCAUUCAUCUCAGUAACUCAUAUUUGAGCUCAACUUCAGUGACAAGUGUAGAAUACAACUUUAUUAUAGGCUUGAAAGAUUCAGUAGAUUUAUCAGUUGUAUUCAUCACAGACUUGAAUGAUCUGGGAACAUCCAGCAACAAAUACAUCACUGAAGGAACCAGAAAUUGUGCAUGCAGAAAUAGCUACUUGCAUUAGAGGAUUGAAUCUUUAUUUCAGCUCUGCCAAAAAUGAUCCAAGAAAGAAAAACAUUUAUGUAUUAAUACUGUUGUUACUUUCACCAGAAAUUUACCUACAUUCCUUUGGCUUGAUACUAGUCUUGUAAUACUCUGUGGAAUUUCCAAGUCAUCUUCAACUUUUUUAGCUCGUAGAUGUUCUGAACAAACUCUUUCUUAGUUUGAUAACUUUCAACAAGUCUCUGAACUUAGUGUAUUUCAGUUACAGCACCUAUGAUAUCAAGUGUAGAAAAUGUAAUUAGUUGCAUUCUGGCAGAUUUUGUGAAAGCAAGAAUGUAUUGAUGGAUAUACAAAUUUGCAAUAAAUUCAAAAUUGCAACUUCUCAUUCCCAACAAAUGACCUUCAUCUUACACCUUCUUGUGGUUGUUUCUUUGCUUCAUUAACACAUCAAGCCACUCUAUGAAAAUAGUUGAAACAUCAGCCUGGUUCACCCAUCUAGUUAGGCACAUGACUUAUUGUUUUAAAGCUUUUCAGCCAUGCUGGAUAUAAUAAAACCAGACUAGAAAAUGCAAAGGGACUCCCAAAUGAAUUUUAAAGUCUCUUUCUAGCAUGUUUCUGAUCCUGGAAGUUUCACAAGAAUGGAAGAUUACAAAGUGUGGUUGAAGCAGAGAGUGUAAAAAGCUGGUAGAUAAACUUCUUUGAUGACUGUAGUACAUUCUUGUCUGGCCCUAUUCAUAUUGGCUGUUGCAUCAAAUCCAAUGCUGCAAAGUAUUUGGGGAUCCAAUCUUAACUUCUCAAUUUCUUUUACAUAAAAAACCAGUAGUUUCUGUCAUUUCAAUUUAAACCAGUUACUUCUUUAUACAAUUUUCUAUCAAACCAAUACUGUAAAGUGGGAAUUAACUGCUCUUUCUCACUCGUAUCUGUUCCCUAAUCAGUUUAAAAUGAAAAACCCAGCUUUUCUCAGUAUAACCACUAUCUGCUUUUGAAGAGGCUCUCUGCUUAACUAAAUCAGCUCAUUUUGAGUGAUUUACUGGAAUGAUGAGCAUUUCUGAACUUCGAUCCUAUAAAGACCCACCUUGAUCUCAGUUGUUUUUAGAAACUGGUCACAAUAUUUCACUUGUUGAUUUCCUGAUUUUCUCUUGACACUUUUCAUAGUAGCUUCUUUGUUUUUUUGGAUCAUGUAAGUACUUUUGUUUGGCUCCAGCUGCAGACAGAAGCAGUGGUUUUGUGGAAUUCACAAUAAGGAUCCUGUCAACAUGUUUAUUUUUUUAAUACAGGGUCACAUGACCUGUUACUUUAACUCUGUUUGUGAUAUUUAAGAAAGCUUCCACAUCCAUUCAUCUAUGAAUCAUUCUCUGGCUGCCUUAUAUUUUUUUAAAUUUCAUUAGAUAAACCCUAAAAUAAGUGACUAUAUCCAGUAAUUCACCUCUAAAUUGACACUACUUUCAAUUACAAGUUUCCCUUUACACACUUUCGUUUCUUAACAUAUCUAUAUUAGCGAGUCAUUGAACUUUAAUAGCUAAAAUUUUGGUAUUUUGAGAAAUAAUUUUUUGUCGCUUACAAUUUUAGAGCUAAAUGCAUAAUUUGAUUUUAUAUAAACAUCAUCAGAUAUGUUACCAGCUUAUGCUGCAUUUUGAAUAACUUAAGCUGUUCAGAUUAUGAACUUCAUGUUUAUGGAAAAGUUAUAAUUCUAAAGUCUCAGUCAAACUGUCAAAAAUUAAGAUUUCUGUAUAAUUUUAAUGAUACUGUAAUACAUUUUUGUUUUCUGAAAUGUUUAUUUGCUGUAGAGUGACAAACUUACACAGUAGUUACUUUCAAUUCCAUUAAAUAAAAGUUUGUAAACUGCA
Limulus polyphemus (Atlantic horseshoe crab) is the source of this 5341-nucleotide messenger RNA. Its product is annotated as lanC-like protein 3. Gene Ontology annotation, cellular component: plasma membrane. The transcript has 4 exons. NCBI's taxonomy places the organism in Eukaryota, Metazoa, Arthropoda, Merostomata, Xiphosura, Limulidae. Bases 262 to 1512 code for a protein of 416 amino acids. The record is from RefSeq and is a predicted model, not a curated record. Gene Ontology annotation, biological process: carbohydrate metabolic process; peptide modification.